GUCCCGCAGUCGGAGGCAGCCGGCUGGGCGUGCUCUCGCUGCCAGCAGCUGGGGCUGGGCCGGGGCCGGGCGAGGGCUGGAGCCGGGUCGGGUCGGGUUCAGCGGGCGAGGGGCAGAGGUCGCAGCCGGGCAGCCAGGCCGCACCCGGCAGGGGACGGCGGGCCCUGGGUCUGCGGUCUCCGGAGCCCCGAUGUGAGGAGGCGGCGGCGCCCCUGGCCCGAGCGCGCACCAUGGGAGCCCCGCUCGCGGUGGCGCUGGGCGCCCUCCACUACCUGGCACUUUUCCUGCAACUCGGCGGCGCCACGCGGCCCGCCGGCCACGCGCCCUGGGACAACCACGUCUCCGGCCACGCCCUGUUCACAGAGACGCCCCACGACAUGACGGCGCGGACGGGCGAGGACGUGGAGAUGGCCUGCUCCUUCCGCGGCAGCGGCUCCCCCUCCUACUCGCUGGAGAUCCAGUGGUGGUACGUGCGGAGCCACAGGGACUGGACCGACAAGCAGGUGUGGGCCUCCAACCAGCAGCUAAAAGCAUCUCAGCAGGAAGACGUGGGGAAGGACGCGACCAAAAUAAGCGUGGUCAAAGUGGUGGGCAGUAACAUCUCCCACAAGCUGCGCCUGUCCCGGGUGAAGCCCACGGACGAGGGCACCUACGAGUGCCGGGUCAUCGACUUCAGCGAUGGCAAGGCCCGGCACCACAAGGUCAAGGCCUACCUGCGGGUGCAGCCCGGCGAGAACUCGGUCCUGCAUCUGCCCGAAGCCCCGCCCGCCGCGCCCGCCCCGCCGCCCCCGAAGCCGGGCAAGGAGCUGCGAAAGCGGUCGGUGGAUGAGGAGGCCUGCAGCCUCUAGACGGACGGACAGACGCUCCCCCGCCACGUGCCCGCCCACCCAUGCCCCCAGGCUGUACAGAGUGCAUGAGGAGCUGCUGGACCGUGGGGACGGGGCCGCCUGGUCCAGCCGCCUCCCCAUCCCUGAGGCCUGUGGCCACCGCGUAGGCCCUCUGACCCCUUUGCUCAGCAUGUUAGCCCCUCUCAGCCCUUCCUUUGCAGAUCCGUUACGGUGACCUGACCUGGCUCGCGGGAGGUAGCCUUGGGCACCAAGGGGACGGCUACUCCACACCUGGGGUCGGGACGCCAUGCUGGGGCAGGCUGCCCCCUUGGGCCACCAGCUUCGGUGGAGUCUAGUGUUUCGCUUUUGCUUGCUUGUCCCCCCACCCAUCCUGUCCCUAGCCAGGCCGUCCAGCCUUACUCUCCCUCCUUCCCACGAUCCCCCACUUGAGCCUGGGGAUGUGGACGGCAACCCCUCCCCGGAUUUGGACUUGAAUCUCCGAGCAGAGCUAGGGCCUCUCCCGUGGGGAAGAGGUGGGGCAAGAGCUCCCAGGAGAGCCUUGCUCUGGGGCUGGGGCCUGUUGGGGUCACUCAUAGGGGCCCUGGGAGGAAAGGGAGACACCCCGCUGCCUCUUGGUGGGUCAUUCAUGGUCAGCCUCCUUGUCCCACCCUCCAGGGCGGUGGGGGACCAGGCAUCUCUGCCCCUUCAUGGAGAAGGCCUUCUCCCUCGGACUCCAUGGCCCCGUGCAGCGUUUUGCACCAGCAGGACCCUUCUAAGGGUCUUUGAGGCUCUCCCAGGAGCCCCCUCUGCCAGCUGCCAAUGUCCCAGCCCUGUCUCUCUCUUAGGAUCCAUGCCAAGCCCACCCAAGGGCCUGGGGCUGUUGGGACCCCAGGGACCCCAGCACCAAUCCCCUCACCAUUCCUGAUCAGGGGGACACCCGCCCCCGGUGAUGUGUAAAUAUUUCUAUUGUGCCCAGCACCCCCUCAGAACUGGCUCUAACCUCUGGCCACCUCUCAGCAGUGGCAUGGGGGAUGUGGGAGAGGCCAAGGGCUUUGCCCCAGGGGUGGGAUGGGGGUUUGAGGGCGGGGGGGUAACCCUAUAUACAUGAUUCAAUCCGUCACUACCAGCCAACCUGAAUAAAGUGGUUUAAGAAAA
Molecule: messenger RNA, 1982 nt
Organism: Pipistrellus kuhlii (Kuhl's pipistrelle)
Lineage: Eukaryota; Metazoa; Chordata; Mammalia; Chiroptera; Vespertilionidae
Gene: VSTM2L
Product: V-set and transmembrane domain containing 2 like
Exons: 4
Coding region: 231-848 (205 amino acids)
Source: RefSeq, a predicted model, not a curated record